CAGAUAUCCGACGAGCACCGCACUGAGAUACAGGACUGCUUCCAGCUCUUUGAUAUGAACAAGGACGAAGAGCUCGACUUCUCCGAGUUCCGCUACGCCCUGCAAUCCCUGGGUUUGGGCCAGAUACCGCGGCCGGAGCUCAUCGCCAAAUUCCAGGACAGGGGAAGAGCCCGGCCGGACUGGACUCCUCUACCUUCAAUACCAGGCCAGCCGCCUCCGUCACAAAUACCUGUCACAGCCGACUUGAGACUGCCGAGAGAAGGAUUUCUUGCCAUAGCUGCAGAGUACAUGGCGCAACGCGACCCAAGAGAAGAGUUACUCCGGACCUUUGGCAUGUUCGACAAGGGCGGCAAAGGGAUAAUAACCCUGGACGACCUGAGGAUUGUCGUCAAAGAAUUAGGAGAAGACAUCCCAGAAAACGAAAUGCUCAACAUGAUAGAGCAGUUCGACAUCGAGGACAAGGGGGGCGUGAAUCGGGAAGAGUUUCUGGGCAUCUUCUUG
Messenger RNA from Truncatella angustata, 501 nucleotides. RefSeq lists its product as uncharacterized. NCBI's taxonomy places the organism in Eukaryota, Fungi, Ascomycota, Sordariomycetes, Amphisphaeriales, Sporocadaceae. Gene Ontology annotation, cellular component: mitotic spindle pole body; half bridge of spindle pole body. The annotation marks the transcript as partial. The record is from RefSeq and is a predicted model, not a curated record. The transcript has a single exon. Gene Ontology annotation, biological process: spindle pole body duplication. Gene Ontology annotation, molecular function: calcium ion binding; microtubule binding.